Pistacia vera is the source of this 2774-nucleotide messenger RNA. RefSeq names its product beta-galactosidase 16. The coding region runs from base 160 to 2616 and encodes 818 amino acids. Gene Ontology annotation, molecular function: carbohydrate binding; beta-galactosidase activity. The record is from RefSeq and is a predicted model, not a curated record. Lineage: Eukaryota; Viridiplantae; Streptophyta; Magnoliopsida; Sapindales; Anacardiaceae. Gene Ontology annotation, biological process: carbohydrate metabolic process. The transcript is spliced from 19 exons. Gene Ontology annotation, cellular component: cell wall; vacuole.
ACUUUGCAUACACAGAACGCAGUUGAGUUGAAAUUUUCAUUAGAGAAAGAUUAUAAGAGAGAGUGAUUGAUAUCUUCAUUUUCCAUACUUUGAAGCAGAGAAGCUACAGGUGGUAUAUUAUUAUAUAGAUAUAGUUCUGUAUAUUGAAAGCUUCGGUCAAUGAGAGGAAUGGUGAAGUUGUGGUUUUUGUUUGCACUGUUGUUUUUGGUAGCAACCGGUUGCUGUUGUGGCAGCGACGUAACGUAUGAUGGAAGAUCUUUGAUCAUUGAUGGACAUCAUAAGAUUCUCUUCUCGGGUUCUAUUCACUAUCCUCGUAGCACUCCAGAGAUGUGGCCAUCUUUAAUAGCUAAGGCAAAAGAAGGAGGGCUAGAUGUGAUACAGACUCUUGUUUUUUGGAACCUCCAUGAGGCCCAACCAGGCCAGUUUGAUUUCAGCGGAAGACGUGAUUUAGUGAGGUUCAUCAAGGAAGUUCAAGCACAAGGCUUAUAUGUGUGCCUUAGGAUUGGACCUUUUAUUGAGGGUGAAUGGGGCUAUGGGGGUCUUCCAUUUUGGUUGCAUGAUGUUCCAGGCAUUGUCUUUAGAUCGGAUAACGAGCCAUUCAAGUUUCAUAUGCAAAGAUAUGCAACAAUCAUAGCAAUCAUGAUGAAAGCAGAGAGGCUAUAUGCUUCACAAGGAGGGCCAAUUAUACUAUCGCAGAUCGAAAAUGAAUAUGGAAUGGUAGAACCAGCUUUUCAUGAGAAAGGGCCCCCAUAUGUCCGUUGGGCUGCAAAAAUGGCUGUGGAUCUUCAAACGGGCGUUCCAUGGGUGAUGUGUAAGCAAGAUGAUGCUCCUGACCCUGUGAUCAAUACAUGUAACGGGAGACGGUGUGGAGAAACAUUUGUAGGACCUAACUCACCAAAUAAGCCAGCAAUAUGGACAGAGAACUGGACUAGUUUCUAUCAAGUAUAUGGUGAAGAUGCAAAAAUAAGGUCAGCUGAAGACAUAGCAUUUCAUGUUGCGCUUUUCGUUGCCAAAAUGAAAGGAAGCUAUGUAAAUUAUUACAUGUAUCAUGGAGGAACAAAUUUUGGAAGAACAGCCUCUGCAUAUGUACUGACAGGUUAUUAUGAUCAAGCUCCUCUAGAUGAGUAUGGUCUGAUUAGGCAACCAAAGUGGGGUCACCUUAAGGAAUUACAUGCUGCAAUAAAGCUAUGCGUAAAGCCUCUAAUUUCUGGAGCAAAUAUCACCAUGAAUUUGGGAGAAGAACAGCAAGCCUAUGUCUUCCAAGAAAGUUCAGAUUGUGCUGCCUUUCUUGUGAACAAAGACAAAAGACAGAAUGUCACUGUCCAUUUCCGAAAUUCGUCUUAUGAAUUACCUCCAUUGUCAAUCAGCAUCCUACCAGAUUGCAAGACUGUAGCCUUCAACACUGCGAAGGUGAGCACUCAAUAUGGUACAAGAUCAAUGGAGCCAAGCCAAAAGUUAUACUCAAUUGAAAAAUGGGAAGAAUAUAAAGAAGUUAUUCCUACUUAUGAUGACACUUCAUUCAGAGCAAAUAUAUUGCUAGAGCAUAUGAAUGCAACCAAGGACGUGUCUGAUUAUCUUUGGUACAAUUUCAGAUUUAAGCAUGAAUCCUCCAACGCUCAAACAUUACUGAAAGUGACCUCACUUGGACAUGUCUUGCUUGCGUUUAUAAAUGAAGCAUUUGUUGCCUCUGCACAUGGAAGUCACUCGAAUAGAAGUUUCACUCUGGAGAAAACGGUUCCUCUGUCUAAUGGAACAAACGAUGUCUCCUUACUUAGUGUAAUGGUUGGAUUGCCGGACUCAGGAGCAUAUCUUGAGAGCAGGGUUGCUGGAUUACGUAGUGUGACCAUUCAAGGUGAACAGGAAUUCAAAGAUUUCAGUAAUUAUUCAUGGGGUUAUCAGGUUGGCCUGUUAGGUGAGAAACUACAAAUUUACACAGAUUUUGGAUCAAGACAAGUUGAAUGGAGGAGGUAUGGAAGCUCUAUUCAUCAACCACUCACAUGGUACAAGACACUAUUCGAUGCACCUCCAGGAAAUGAACCUGUUGCAUUAAAUCUUGUAUCCAUGGGGAAGGGUGAAGCUUGGGUUAAUGGCCAAAGUAUUGGACGAUAUUGGGUUUCUUUCCUUACCCCAAAAGGCGGUCCUUCACAAACAUGGUAUAAUGUACCUCGAUCCUUCCUCAAACCUACUGGUAAUCUAUUAGUUUUGCUAGAAGAACAAAAUGGUUAUCCUCUUGGGAUAUCGGUAGACACUAUAUCAGUCUCAAAAGUAUGCGGUCAAGUGUCCGAUUCGCAUCCGCCACCGGUGGUUUCCUGGAGGGGCCAAAACCAAAGUCUAAAGCACCACAAGAAGCACCAGGGUUGGAGGCCUAAAGUUCGGCUUCGUUGCUCUCCAGGAAGGAACAUUUCCAAGAUUCUAUUUGCAAGCUUUGGAAACCCUUAUGGUGAUUGCGAUAGUUACGCCAUUGGAAGCUGUCACUCAUCUAAUUCUAAAGCCAUUGUAGAUAAGGCUUGCCUCGGGAAGAGGAAAUGUUCUGUCCCCGUUGAGAGCUGGAAGUUUCAUGGGGACCCCUGUCCAGGAAUCUAUAAAGCUUUGUUGGUUGAUGCAGAAUGCACGUGAGAAAGAAAUAAAAAUACUUGCUUUCAGCUUCAGGAUUCAACCAGCAAUUUGUGUUGGUGGGUAUGUACAAGAAAAUAUUUAUUGUCCAUUAUUUGGUAUAAACUUUUCACUUAUUAGUUUAUACGAAUGCUUCAGGAUUUGCUUUCUUUGUUCGUUGA